GGAAGGAGAGAGUCACCAUGGGGAGGCUGGCCUUUUUUCUUCACUUAUGUGCCUGGACUUUUGCUUUCGGCAAUAUGUGCAGUGAUACUAACAAAACCCCAGAUUUUGGAGGCCUCUACCAUGUCAAAGGAGUCAUCAGUCUCCCUUACGCUGAAAUCGAAGAGCCGUUUGAAGCCUGGUACAACCUGACGGGGAACAAGAGUCGCAUUGAAUAUUAUCAUGGCCAGGUAGUGACGUUGCAGCUUGGCUGUUUAGAGCCCUAUGGUGCUUUGUUCAAGAUUACACCAGCCACCACGGAAAAUGUGGUCAACAUGCAAAAGUGCUUCCUGUUAAAUGGCACCAAAGAAAGCAAAGUGAAGCCACAAGGGGUCUUUCCCGACAUGAAAGAUUUCAAGUUUGUAAGAGAAGAAUACUACAAAGGCGUAUACACCGCCGUGUGGCAGAGCAUAACCGACUGGGGAAAGAAGAAGAAUAUCUAUACGAUGUGGGUGACAAACGCCAGCUGUGGAGUCACCCCGGUGCAUUACGAGAUGAAGGGUUACAACAACUUGCUGGGAUCUCACUAUGACAAGUACGAAAUCACUUACAGCGACUUCUCCAACAGCUUCCCAGCUUCCAUCUUCGUCCUGAAAUCGAAUGAAACUAAACUGUGUGAUGAGCUGCCAGGAGAUUCCACAGAGCACCACAUCAUGGCCAACCCCAUGGCUGACUUUGUUGGUGGGCAGGAGGAUCGCGCCCACAGUCUGUUCCACCAUUACAGAAAACGCUUUGGAAAGAGCUAUGACACUGAGCAGGAGAUGGAGCAUCGGAAGCACACCUUCACCCACAACAUGAGGGGCAGUGACACCUGUCAAAGAUCAGGCCGUGUGCGGCUCCUGCUGGAGUUUUUCUACCACAGGAUCCCUCGAAGGAGCUCUCUUCCUUAAGAAUGGCUACUGCCACAGCAACGAGACUCACCUCGUGAGCAAGCUCUCAGGUUACGUCAAUGUUACCUCUGGGAACACCACUGCUCUGAAGGCCGCCAUUUACAAGCACGGACCUGUCUCAGUCAGCAUUGAUGCCUCCCACCGGACGUUCUCUUUCUAUUCUAAUGGGGUCUACUACGAGCCCAAAUGCAAAAACAAGAGGGGUGAGCUAGAUCAUGCGGUCCUGGCUGUCGGUUAUGGUGUCCUUCAAGGAGAGCUUUACUGGCUCAUCAAGAACUCUUGGUCCACCUACUGGGGCAAUGAUGGUUACAUCCUCAUGUCCAUGAAAGACAACAACUGCGGUGUCACUACUGAUGCUGUUUUCCCAAUUGUUGCUUAACGGGAACACGGCUUGGCCAAUUUCAAAGAAAAGGCAAAUCCAGACCUUUCUUCCUUCUUUUACUCAAGCAGGGCCACGUUCUUCUCAUCUCCUGGACUUCGUCUUAAAUCAUAGAUCUGGAAGAAACUCAAGAGAUACAUGUCAAUGAAAUUCUCAGUCCUGAAAUUCUCCGUUGUCUGGAAGUUGAGUCAUGUCAACUGGACUACUUUCCCUUCUGGUUGUAACGUUUCACUGCUUAUCCAAGUAGCUUUUUCAGUCUAAGCAAAUUGGUUAGAGGGAAUCCUCUAACCAACCAACUAACAUAGAUGUGCCUCCUCUAACCCAGGGGGUCUCCAACCUUGGGAACUUUAAGACUUGUAGACUUCAACUCCCACA
This is a messenger RNA of Thamnophis sirtalis, 1680 nucleotides long. Lineage: Eukaryota; Metazoa; Chordata; Lepidosauria; Squamata; Natricidae. The record is from RefSeq and is a predicted model, not a curated record.